CUCUGUCUUCCUCAUCAACAUGGGUGAAGCUCAUUUCAGCACCAGGAAGGUGGCUCUUUUCCGCCAGGAUACAUCUGGAGGCCUCACCUACCGCAUCCCAGCGCUGCUGUACCUGCCCCCCGAGUCCGCUUUCCUGGCAUUUGCGGAGGAACGCUCAACGCCCAGAGAUGAAGACUCCAAGUUCCUGGUGAUGAGACGAGGCCGGAAGGAAGGAGCAUCCGUCCAGAACAUUUCUGCAUGCCCAGAAAACAUGGCUGAGGCUCAGGCUGUCUCGGGGAAGGUGACUCUUUUCAGCCAGAAGAAGCGAGGGGGCCUCACCUACCGCAUCCCAGCGCUGCUCUACCUGCCCACCGAGUCCGCUUUCCUGGCAUUCGCAGAGGAGCGCUCCUCGCCCAGAGAUGAAGCCGCCAAGUUCCUGGUGAUGAGACGGGGUCAGAAGGAAGGAAACUCUGUCCAGUGGGGUCCUCAGGAGUCCCUGAAGACUGCCAUGUUGCCCGAACACCGCACCAUGAACCCUUGCCCGGUGUACGACCAGAAGAGCGGCAGAGUCUUCCUCUUCUUCAUCUGCGUGCAGACUUACAUUACGGAGGGGCACCAGAUCCGGACAGGGAGGAACGCCGCCCGGCUGUGCUACGUCUUCAGCCAAGAUGGCGGCCGCACGUGGAGCCAGACGACGGACUUGACCGAGCAGGUGAUUGGAGAGGACUUGAAGAACUGGGCCACCUUUGCUGUGGGGCCGGGCCACGGCCUGCAGUUGAGCUCGGGGCGCCUGGUGGUUCCGGCGUACACCUACUACAUCCACAAGCGUUUGUUUGGCUACGCGCUUUCCUGCUGGAUCAAGCCCCAUUGCUUCACUUUCUAUAGUGACGACGGUGGGCAGAGCUGGGGACGGAGCCAGUUGCUGGAGACCUUGUGGACGUCGGAGUGCCAAGUGGCUGAGCUGACUUGCCCGGAUGAUAGCCGAGUGUUGUACUGCAGUGCCCGCACUCUGCACAAGUACCGGGCUGGGGCCUUCUGCAAGGACAACGGAGACCAGUUUGUGAAUCCCUCUUUGUGCAAAGAGCUGUAUGAGCCGCCCCAUGGUUGCCAAGGAAGCGUAGCGAGUUUCUCCCCCAGGUUGGAUCUGAGCCAAAAGAAAGAUGCAAGCAAAUCGACUCCUCUGUUGGGCGUGGAUCCCUCCUCAACGUCCUCCAAGAGCGCCAAGUCCUGGCUGAUUUUCUCCCAUCCCACACACAAACGAAAGCGCCUGGAUUUGGGCAUCUACCUGAAUACUUCCCCACUGGAGAAGCAUUGCUGGAAAGCCCCCUGGGUGCUGCACGAAGGCCCCAGUGGCUACUCAGACUUGGCCGUGUGCGAGGAGGGGGAGUCCCUGACUUUCGGGUGCUUAUUUGAGUGCGGGGUGUCUUGCGAGUGUGAGGAGAUUGCCUUCCGGCUGUUCACCGACGCCGAACUCCUGAGGAACACAGGGGAAGCCUUUUCUUGUGCAGCUUCUUCCUCAGAGGCCUAGCUGCCCAAAAAUAAC
Molecule: messenger RNA, 1522 nt
Organism: Elgaria multicarinata webbii
Lineage: Eukaryota; Metazoa; Chordata; Lepidosauria; Squamata; Anguidae
Product: sialidase-3-like
Exons: 3
Coding region: 20-1507 (495 amino acids)
Biological process (GO): oligosaccharide catabolic process; ganglioside catabolic process
Cellular component (GO): membrane; intracellular membrane-bounded organelle; cytoplasm
Molecular function (GO): exo-alpha-sialidase activity
Source: RefSeq, a predicted model, not a curated record